This is a messenger RNA of Gilbertella persicaria, 807 nucleotides long. RefSeq lists its product as uncharacterized. The record is from RefSeq and is a predicted model, not a curated record. The coding region runs from base 1 to 807 and encodes 268 amino acids. Lineage: Eukaryota; Fungi; Mucoromycota; Mucoromycetes; Mucorales; Choanephoraceae. The transcript is spliced from 3 exons.
AUGUCAUUUGUUCGUCCAUUCUUUCGCAUCCCUACUGUAUGCCGGUCCUUGCAUACUUCUGUUGUUCAUCAUGAGAACUUUGCUGAGUCUUUAACUGACAAGUUUAUUGACCAAGCUAAAAAACAACGCCGACAGAACAAGACCUACAGUGAACCCACACGUUUUGUUCAAGUGGAUCAUAUGCCUCCUACAGCCACUUUUGAGGAUAUCAACAAAUUGGCCCGAGAAGCUUUUCCCAAGGGCGAUAAGACGAUUGAUGAAAGUAAGCAUGCGUACAUAGACCUUCAGUUGAUUGAUAAGCUAUUAGUGAUCUUUUGUCGUAAUCAAGAAUUUAAUUUUAAUGGUCGUGUGGUUGUGGCCAUGGCUUCUUCUGAAGAUGCCCGUCGCCUUGUAGAAUACGGUAAUCGACGUGCUUUAGGUGGACAUAUUGUUAAGAUGAGUCAUAUUGGUCAUGCGGAUUCAACAAGCAACAGUAUCAUGAAUAAGCAUCGUCGUUCUGAAUUAACUCAUUUGGCUGAUGCAUCCCAUGCUGCUGGUCGUUCUGUGAUCAUGACAGGUUUACCAUUCAAGACACAGCCAGAACAUGUAUUGGGAUUCUUGCGUGCUAGAAACUUUUUCCCUUCUCAAGGCACACCUGAUCAUGUCUUGAGAUUAAGAACUAAGGAACAAUCCACAGUCUCUAAAUUCUUGAUCAAAUUUGAUUCUGAAAGUGAAGCAUGGCGUUGUGUUCGUGCUUUCCAUAAUACUGAUUUUAUGUUUAAACAAAGAAACCAAAACUAUCGAUUAAAGCUUCAAGUUGCUUAUUAA